Messenger RNA from Indicator indicator, 819 nucleotides. It is a transcript of the gene UCK1, whose product is annotated as uridine-cytidine kinase 1. Gene Ontology annotation, molecular function: kinase activity; ATP binding. Gene Ontology annotation, cellular component: cytosol; cytoplasm. The transcript has 7 exons. The coding region runs from base 1 to 819 and encodes 272 amino acids. The record is from RefSeq and is a predicted model, not a curated record. NCBI's taxonomy places the organism in Eukaryota, Metazoa, Chordata, Aves, Piciformes, Indicatoridae.
AUGGCCUCCGCCGGUGGCGCCGAGUCCGAGCGGCCGCACCCCAAGCCCUUCCUCAUCGGUGUCAGCGGCGGCACCGCCAGCGGCAAGUCCACAGUGUGCGAGAAGAUCAUGGAGCUGCUGGGGCAGAACGAGGUGGAGCGGCGGCAGCGGAAGGUGCUGAUCCUCAGCCAGGACUCCUUCUACAAGGUGCUGACAGUCGAGCAGCAAGCCAAGGCGCUCAAGGGCCAGUACAACUUCGACCACCCGGAUGCUUUUGACAAUGAUUUGAUGCACACAACCCUGAAGAGCAUCGUUGAGGGCAGGACUGUUGAGGUACCAACCUACGACUUCGUGACCCACUCUAGGCUGGCAGAGACCACAGUGGUCUACCCUGCUGAUGUUGUGCUCUUCGAGGGGAUCCUGGUUUUCUACAACCAGGACAUCCGGGACAUGUUCCACCUGCGGCUCUUCGUGGACACCGACUCCGACGUCCGUCUGUCCCGCAGAGUGCUGCGAGAUAUGAAGCGUGGGAGGGACCUGGAGCAGAUCCUCACGCAGUACACCACCUUCGUCAAGCCUGCCUUCGAGGAGUUCUGCCUGCCGACCAAGAAGUAUGCAGAUGUGAUCAUCCCCCGAGGAGUUGACAACAUGGUUGCCAUCAACCUCAUCGUGCAGCACAUUCAGGACAUCCUCAACGGAGACAUCUGCAAGUGGCAGCGUGGGGCUGUGAACGGCCACAGCCGCAGCUCCAAGCGGCCGUUCCCGGAGCAGCCAGAGGGCGGCGCUGUGCUGGGGGCCGGCAAACGCUCCCACCUGGAGUCCAGCAGCCGCCCUCACUGA